AAAUGAAACCGAAACUAAAAUCGGGGUUUCAGGAGAGCGGGAGAGCUACAGAGAUCAACUUAAGAGGGCAGGCAACUACUGAAAGUUUCUUUCAGUAAAUAGGAGCCGGAGUUAGACAUGUGGAAAUACAAUCCAUGGAUGCUCCUCCCCAUCAUGUUCUGGGUUCUCACAACAGUAGGGCUUUGGGUUGUGUACUUUAUUGCCGUUGAGGAUGGAAAAAUAGCAUCACUUAGUUCAGAAUACAAUGCAUCAGGAUCAUUGCGCCCCCCAUAUAUCAGCAUUGCAGGCAACGCCCCGCCAGCCAGCUGCUACUUCAGCCAAAUCAUGAAUAUGGCCGCAUUUGCAGCGUUCGCCAUCGGUGUCCUCCGGUACCUGCAGCUGAAGCCCAAGCUUCAGACGCCGUGGAUGAACAUCAUUUGCCUGGUGGCCCAAUCACUGGCCUGCUUCGGGAUGAUGCUAGUGGGGAACUUCCAGCUUUCCAGUAAUGCCUGGGUGCAUAAUCUGGGCACUUUGACAACCUUCUGCCUGGGGAUAAUGUACUGCUGGGUCCAGUCGGUCCUGACCUUGAAGGUCAACUUCAGGAAUGAGGGCUGGAGGGUCGGGAUCGCCCGGUUUCUGCUCUCUGGGGCCAUUAGCUUCUGCAUGCUGCUGUAUACUGUGUUGAAGAUUCAGCGUCUGCACACACAUGCUGCCCGGGUGCAGUGGGCCCUGGUCAUGUCUCUCCUGGGCUUCAUAAGCUCCUUCGCCAUCGAGUUUCGUCACUAUCACUCAGGGUCGUCUGAAGCCCCAACGGGAGCCGCCUCUGAGCAGGAAGCAGAUCUUCUCUGAAAUCUCCGGCUUCCAGCUGUAGGGCUGCCUUCUGCAGAACAUCCAUGUCAUACUGCCUCCUGGGUGUCCCAUCGGCCAACAUGUGUCAUAUAUAUCAUAUAUGUCAUAUAUAAACGUUAUAGACCAUGCUUUGUUAGGCCACCCAAACAGUUCUUCUCACUGCAUAUGGGAAGGGAAACCACAGCUUCAGGUAUGCAGUCAGCAGUGUGAUUUAAUAAGGUAAGCUGAGAUUUGGGUUUAAAAAGCUAUGCAGAAUAUCAGCUUCUUAUAAUUUUUCAUAAGUCAAUAACAUUAUGCCUUCAUGUGUUUAUGUAGGGAAACAUCAUCUUGGGGCAGGCAAAAUUUAGUUUAUAUUUGCAUUAAAUGAUUUGUUUAUCAGGGGGCGGCUUGGUGGUGCAGUGGUUAGCACUGUUGCCUCACACUUCUGGGUCCUGGGUUCGAGUCUCCACCUGGGUCACAUGUGUGUGAAGUUUGCAUGUUCUCCCCAUGUUGUCGUGGGGUUUCCUCCGGGUACUCCGGUUUCCCCCCAUAGUCCAAAGACAUGCUAAGCUAAAUUGCCCGUAGGAGUGCAUGUGUGAGUGAAUGGUGUGUGAGUGUGCCCUGCGACGGGCUGGCCCCCCAUCCUGGGUUGUUCCCUGUCUCGUGUCCAUUGCUUCCGGGAUAGGCUCCGGACCCCCCACAACCCAGUAGGAUAAAUGGCUUGGAAAAUGGAUGGAUGGAUGGAUGGAUGGGUUUGUUUAUCAUUGUUUUCAUGCAGAAUAUCCCUUUUUUGGUUCAUAUUCUUAUCAUACUCAAUGCCACUACAACACUGAAUACAGAGUAUUACAAAUGUAUUAAUGCAAAUAUACCAUUUAAUGCUUAGUAGUUGAAUUGGAUAAUUUCCAACUUGCCAUUUUUUAUAUCAAAAAUGUUUGGAAAAUAUG
Messenger RNA from Brienomyrus brachyistius, 1751 nucleotides. Its product is annotated as transmembrane protein 150C-like. Lineage: Eukaryota; Metazoa; Chordata; Actinopteri; Osteoglossiformes; Mormyridae. Bases 118 to 828 code for a protein of 236 amino acids. The transcript is spliced from 8 exons. The record is from RefSeq and is a predicted model, not a curated record.